This is a messenger RNA of Dunckerocampus dactyliophorus (ringed pipefish), 2552 nucleotides long. RefSeq names its product myeloid associated differentiation marker a (gene myadma). Lineage: Eukaryota; Metazoa; Chordata; Actinopteri; Syngnathiformes; Syngnathidae. Gene Ontology annotation, cellular component: membrane. The record is from RefSeq and is a predicted model, not a curated record.
AUGGGGAGGAACCAGCAUGGUUUCCGCGCUGAUCAACGUGCACGAGUACGUGAAGAUGAGGAUGAAGAAGUGCUCUCCAGCAACCAGGAAGUUUUGCUGGUGGAGCUUCUGGGCCUGCAGAGACACGUUCCUGUGACCUGGUACAACUUGCCUGUCACGGUGGCAUGCUACACCGCCCUUUUCUGUCUCUCCGCUUCCGUCAUCAUUCCGCUGUAUUUAAUGAGGGAGCGCAGCUACAACAACGAGGUGCGCAACUGCCGCAACGCCUCCACAGUCCGGCGGAAAAUAGGAGAGGUGCGCAUGACAAGAGCACAAUCUGGUGAGGUGACAGGUUACAUUGCGACAGCACCGGGCUUGUUGAAGGUGUGCCAGGUAUUGACGUGCGUCAUCUUCAUUCUGGUUAGUGAUCUUGAGGCGGACGAGUGGCUUGUGGGGCUCCAAUGGUGCAUGGUGGUAUACUGUGUCUGCUUCAUCCGAACCAUGGUCUUGGUGCUGUUGUGCGUGGCCGAGUGCACCAGCUGACUGCCCGUUCCCUUCUGACGUUUUCUGUCAGCAUGCGGCCUCUUGACGGACAUCAUGUACUUGACGGCCUCCAUCAUCUGGCCCAUCUUCCAGUUUGGCAAGCGCUACCAAGUGCAAGGCUGUGCGUGGUUAAGCCUGAUCGCCAUGGCAGUCCUCAGUGGCCUCAACUUCCUGCUUUACCUCGCCAGCCUGGCGUACACAGCCAGACUGGAGUUCGUCAGCGGCUGAUGUUGACGUGACCUCAACUGAUGUUUUUUUGUAUACAUAUAGGAUGUGUAUAUAUAUAUAUAUAUAUAUCAAAGAUGGCGCCCUCCGUGGCAGACGUCUCUGUGACACUCUCCCGUGUUUUUCUAUUUUUUGCUAUUUUAUUGUUCAUUUUGGACAUUCAACACACUCACGCAGUACAUUACAACAGAGAGACACUUUUGAACAUCGGCAGGGUUCACCAUGAACUUUCAUUUAGCCUCUCAGACUUUGCCUUUCUUCUGCGCCGGGAGAACGCACCAGCCUGCGGGCCUGGUGAGCUGAAUACCCGGCGAGCAAAGCAUUCGAGGCGUAAACGAGGCAAGCGGGCCUGCCUGCAUGCUAGGCUAAAAGCUAGAGCGACUAGGCCACCGCUACCAAGCCUGCUGCUAGCCAACGUUCGCUCUCUUGAAAACAAGAUGGACGAACUAAGAGCAAGGAUUACAGCUCAACGUGAGAUCAGGGAAUGCUGUGUGCUCACCUUCACAGAAACCUGGCUGACGGAUCGGCGAUCCAGUUGGAAACAUUUGCUGCUUACCGGGGAGAUCAGACUUUAGCGUCUGGUAAACACAGAGGUGGCGGCGUCUGUGUUUACGUAAACAAACGGUGGUGCACAGACGUACAGACGAUGGAAAAGCACUGCUCGCAGGACAUUGAGCUGCUGAUGUUGAAAUGCAGACCUAUUUAUUUACCUCGUGAGUUUAGCACUGUGUAUUUAACUGCUGUUUACAUCCCACCACGAGCUAACACCGCUAACGCACUAGGCCUCCUGCAUGACAUCAUUGAUAAACACGAGACCAAACACCCAGACGCUGUAUUCAUUAUAUCUGGCGAUUUCAACCACUGUAACCUCAGGACUGUCCUCCCCAAAUAUUACCAGCAUGUGAGCUUUCCCACAAGGGAAAAUAACAUUCUGGACCACGUCUACAGCAACAUGAAAGGUGCUUUGAAGGCUGUUCCAAGACCCCACUUGGAAAGGCUGACCACAUCUCUAUAUUCCUUUAUCCAACAUACAGACAACUUCUUAAACAAGCUCCCCCUGUAAGUACAGCAGUUAAAGUGUGGAAUGAAGAAACUGAUCAAGUACUUCAGGACUGCUUUGGCUGCACAAACUGGGAUGUGUUUAAAAGUGCAGCGGGAGGGAAGAUUGUACUGUUGAUUUGGAUGAAUAUGCUUCUGCUGUUACUGGCUACAUUAGCACAUGCAUAGAGACUGUUACCACCACCAAGUAUUACAGAAAAUACCCUAACCAAAAACAGUGGAUGAACUGUGAUGUAAGGGCUAAGCUACGUGCUCAUUCGACUGCAUUUGUCAUGGGCACCGCUACAAAAAGGCCAGAUAUGACCUGAGGAGGUCCAUACGAGAGGCCAAAAGACAGUACAGACAGAAGCUGGAGGGCUACUAUUCCACCUCAGACCCUCGGCGCAUGUGGGCGGGGCUCCAGCACAUCACAGACUAUCGACAGCGGAGUAGCGUAGCCACGUCCAGCCAAACCACACUUCCAGAUGAGCUGAAUGAGUUCUAUGCCCGCUUUGACACCCAAACCCCUGAUUAGCAGAGAGGGUGGCUGGACUUGGGGAGCACACAGGACUCACCUCUCAUGGUGACAUCAGCUGAUGUGCGCAGGGUUCUGAACAAAACAAACCCACGAAAAGCAGCAGGCCCAGACAACAUCUCAGGACGUGCACUUCGGGUUUGCUCAUCAGAGCUAGCUGAUGUGCUUGCUGACAUAUUUAACCUGUCGCUUGCACAAGCAUCUGUACCGACCUGCUUUAAGUCCACCACCA